This is a messenger RNA of Podospora bellae-mahoneyi, 498 nucleotides long. The record is from the annotation of a RefSeq genome assembly. Lineage: Eukaryota; Fungi; Ascomycota; Sordariomycetes; Sordariales; Podosporaceae.
AUGGUAACAAGCCUUAAGAUAUGUGAAAACAAAAUGGACAAUCGCGGAUCUAAGUCAACAAAACUAAAAGUUAAUGUUGUAAAAGAGCAACGAGUAAACGGCAGUUGAUCAGCUAAGUCUAACUUAACUAAUUUAAGAUGUACUCUAACAGGUUUUGAAAAGAAUCGUGGUAUAAAUCACGGCUUCAACCGUCAAAUGAGUUGAAGUUCACGUGUUAAAAUCCCAUCUAAGCAAUUCCGUCUCAGCUCCGUCGUUUUUAUUCAUGGUACUUCUAAAUUGACUUCGGUGAAUCCUGGAGUUUGGUCUGGUUUAAUAGACGGAGAAGGUUCUUUUUCAAUAAUCUUAGUUAAAAAUUCAACACGUAAAUUAGGUUGACGUAUUGAACCAAAAUUUCAACUUGGUUUACAUAAAAAGAUUAUGAUGUAUUAUUACAGUUACAGCUUUUUUUUUAGGUGGUGCCGGUGGUAUCUAUUCAGCUCGGAAUGGUGAGUUUGUUAA